GUUCAACCUACCUCAUCUUAAGCUCCAGACUUUCGGUACAGGACCAUCCACUAACAACCUCCCUCAUGCCUCCCAAAAAGGAAGUGCCAACAAUGGCCCCCAACGACGAAGCGGCGCUCGCAAAAGAGCAGUCCGUAAGAGACGGGAUCAAUAUCGAUGUAGGUUACUUUUGCGACAACUCGGCGCGUUUAUUGAGAUAUACAAGCUGCGAUGAUUGAGACAAGAUGUUGGGGAUGUGUAAGAUGUCUACUAACAAUUACCAUAGGAUUUUGCCCUCCCAAAAAGUAUCGUCACGAAAUUGGCCAAGGGUGUUUUACCGCCCAAUACGCAGAUUCAAGGGAAUGCGAUGUUGGCGAUGACGAAAAGUGCCACGGUAUUUGUCAAUUACUUGGCUUCACAGUGCGUUCAAUCCUCCUGCGAAAGCAUCUCCUGCACUUCUGCUUGGUAGGAUAUACAUUUCAACGUCCUAAUGUAGCGAUUACAGCGCGAACGAGCAUGCCAUAUCACGCAACCAAAAAACGCUCUCUGCGGCAGACGUUUUCGCAGCCUUGGAAGAACUUGAAUUUCCCGACUGGAAGGAGAAACUCGAGGGCGAAUUGGCUAGUAGGUGGUUCAAACCUGCAGCUCGGACGUUAUGCUGACGGGUUAUCAGAGUGGCACGAGAUUCAAGCCGACAAGAAGAAUGCGAGUAAAAAGAAGGCUGCAGAAAAAGGCGACGAGGGAGAGGUAGAUACCCAAGGCGAAAACGAGGAUGCGAGCAAAUCUGGUCCACCAGCCGCGAAGAAGGCAAGAUUAGAUUCGAGUCAAAAAACCGGAUGUGGGGUCGAGAAAAGUGGCUUGCCGGCGCGAACUAAUACUGGAGAGGGCACGGCAGAUGAAGAUGCUGGCGAUGACGAAGAUCCAGCAGAAGACGAUGAGGAGGAUGAGGAGGAGGAGGCCAAGGAGCGAAUUGAAACAGAAGAACAACCCGAUGAUACCCAGGCAAUGGAGGCUGAAGAUGAGGCUCUCGAUAAUGGAGAAGACAGCGAUUGAUCUGCGUAGAUCAUGAAGCGGUCCUGUCAUUUUGUACAUGCAUUUGGAAGGAGUUUUCGUGGGUAGGGGUUGAAUGGAUUUGCAUGCAAUAAGGUAGUUACUUUACAAACGCCUGAUAUCUGAUUGAUGAAAAUAUGUCAUUUCAUUCUUAUGAUGACUAUACGGAAGCCGCGCUUUUACUAGGAUUUACCGUCUAAGUUUGAGAGAGCGGUUCCUAAACUCGAAAUGGAGACCAAUGGGAGAUGAGGUGGUGUGAGCAAGUUGUGAAAGCCCAGUGGUCAAGUCGGGAUAAUCGUAAAUCGAAUCACGGGGUUGAAUGAUAG
This is a messenger RNA of Hymenoscyphus albidus, 1355 nucleotides long. The record is from the annotation of a GenBank genome assembly. NCBI's taxonomy places the organism in Eukaryota, Fungi, Ascomycota, Leotiomycetes, Helotiales, Helotiaceae.